Messenger RNA from Pogona vitticeps (central bearded dragon), 8587 nucleotides. The record is from RefSeq and is a predicted model, not a curated record. NCBI's taxonomy places the organism in Eukaryota, Metazoa, Chordata, Lepidosauria, Squamata, Agamidae.
GGAGCGGCCUGGGCCCACUCGGGGCCUGGUGGCGAGGAUGAAGCAGAGGAAGCCCAGGGGGUUCUCGCCUCGCCCCGGCCGCAAACGGAAGGACCUCACGGAUAUUUCCCCCUCUACAAGCUUGCCGCCUCUCGUCGAAGGCCAGCUGCGCUGCUUUCUAAAGCUGACCGUCAGCAAAAUCUUAUGGACGGUUUCCAAGCCGCCAGCAUCCUUCCUUGUCCGGGUGAGGUGGUGGGGAGAAACCUCAAAUGGCACCAUUUUUGUUCCCCGGGAUACCUUGCAGAUGGAGCAGAAAACCCUGAAAACCACCACUCGCUACCCGGUUCGAUGUGGACCCAAACAGUUUGCCUCGUACCUAACAGAUAUGGGCGCUCUAAUCCUGGAGGUGAUGACCAAGUCAGACCACCUUCCAAUUGGACAGGUUCAAAUAGAUGGGCUGGCCCGGCUCUCCCCAGGCCACCCGAUUAGUGGGUUUUUCACCAUUGUUUCGCCGGCAUCUGAAAAGAUGGGAGAACUGCAGGUGUCCCUCGUUCUGGAACCUCUGUCUGAAACCUAUGAAAGCAGCAGCUCCGUUCCAAACACAGGUGUGAGUUUCAGCGUUGGUUUGCCAGCCCAAGGAGCCAAAGAGGCAGCCGAGGCAGCGCCAUUGCUUGCCCCACCUCAAAUUCAGAAGCCCUCCAGCACCAGUGUCAGUGGAAGAGAGUCUGUGAGCAGUAGCAGGGCUUCUACGCCCAGGGGGAAAGAUCACUUGUACUUCCAGGAGAACUCGGAGAAUGUUGGGCCAAACCACCCCAAGCCACGAAGUUUGUUUCCCAGCAACUCGGACCGUGACACCGAAGUGAGGUUACUUGGGGGAAGCCGAAACCCUGCCCGGGUUCUUUCUUGCAACAACCCAGCCACAAAAGAUCUCCUUUCAGCCCUUUUGGAUCAAGGCAGUCGGCUCCGAGAGGCCAUGGUGGUGUCUGCAAUGAAAUCCAGCCCAGACUCUGGUAUAGAACUAUAUGACACUCACCCUUCCCUGAAGCAAGAGGCCACUAAGUUAGCUGGAAAGAAUCUGAAAAACCUGAACCUUGGCCUUCCAUCUACUGUUGAGGAUCCUUUGCAACCCCCACCUGACGACUCAGAAUUUGACCUGCAGGCUGAGGACAGGGCAAUCCAUCUCUUGUUGAACAGUUCGGAUCUUUCCCCUGUGCGCCUUCUGGAUGGUUCAGGCUCACCUCCAGAGUCUCUUUCCCUCGGAAGUGAUGUGUAUGACAGCGAGUUAAACGAUCCCCACUAUGACCAGAGUCUGUUGGAGAAUUUGUUCUACACAGCUCAGAAAUCAGACAGCAGCUUGAGCGAUUUCCUCAGUGAAGAGGAAGACGCCGUUUCUUCUGGGAAACAAAAUCUCUCUCGGAGGAGCAAACCACCGACAGCACUGAAAACCUUGGGGUCAAGCCCCUCGGGACAGAAAGAGAAGACUCCGGGGACAGAAACAAGCCAUUCUGCUGGACCCCUCCCGCCUCAUGAGACUUCCGUGGCAUCUGCGGAGGAAAUGCACGCGGUCAACUUGAGUCUGGACAGACUGGCGGUGUUGAGUCAGAUCCAUUUGGCAAGAGUGGUCAUUGAGAGUUUAGGGAUCUCCCCCGAAGAGAUCAUUGGGAACACCCAAGGCAAGAAAACGUCCGUUGGAAAACCACCCAGGCCGGCCCGGGUGAAAAAGAGCUGGCCGGCUCAUGUGUGGGUGGGGAGGCAGUCCCUUCAUCUCCUGGAAGGGACUCCAGGCCCGCUGUCUUUGAAGAGGGUGGUGGCAGUGGUGAAAUUUCAACAGCGACACGUUUACCCCGUUCACUUCAGUGGCUCCAUGAUAACUCACUGGUGGAACGCCGAUCUUGAAUUCAACAUCUUUUUGAAGAAAGGCACCGAGCGAAAGCCCCUGUUGAUUGGUUCAGCAGCUUUACCUCUGCGAGAGGUCAUUCAGUCUGAGCAGCUGACGAUCAUUCACAAAUUGCCAGUAAAAGCAGAGGGUGGUCCAGCCCGGUUGGGACCUUUAAAGGUGUCCUUGGAACUCGUGGCCGACAACAAAGAUUUCACCAGCGCCAACUCCAGGGCUGCGAGGGUUCCAAAACAAGUUCCGCCCCUGUACGCCGUUCGGAGCCCGGGUGUAAAGCGGCAGGAUUCGAGCAAGACUCCAACUCCUGCCGAAAGCCCUCGGCUCUUGACGCAAAGUAAUAGGGAGUCCUCAAAGAGAACCCAGGAACCGCCAGGAAGGCCCAGCGUGGCCGUGAAUCUGCUGCCGUCAGUCCCUCUGCCCGUGUCCCGUAACCACCUGACCCAGAGGGCGGCCUCGGAAGAGGAAGCCUUGCUACUCCAUGUCCUCUUGAUGGUCCCAGAAGGGGAGGUGUCUGCCCCCCGGGAGGCUGGGCUCCUCGGCUCUUGCAACGUGUACUUGAACUGUAAGCUCUUCAACUCCGACGAAGCCACGAGAUCGGCCGUCAUGUGGGGGACCACGACGCCCGCCUUCCGUUUUUCGCAGGUUACCCCGAUUUCACUGACAUCUAAGCAUCUGGAGAGGCUGAAGAACAACGUCAUGGUCCUCGAGGCAUGGAAUAAAGGGCCCAGCCCUGGCGGGGACCGGCUGCUAGGACUGGUGAAGCUCCCCCUGCAUCAGUUUUAUGUUUCUUUCAGAGAUCCCAAGAUUUCUCACCUGCUGCUCCAGGCUCAGUAUCCGGUGCUGGCGGUGGAUGGCCCCAUGCCUUUGGUCGAGGUCUUCUCUGGCAACCGAAGCGGGACCCUGAAGGUCAUCCUGGCCAUGGGGUCUGCGGACCAGAUUGUGGCCCUGCAGAGACUCAAGGACGAAGAAGGGCGGGGUCCUCCUGUGGCACUGCGCCCCCCACAUUCUCUGGACCCUCUCGCCACCCCUCUCCCAAAGCAGGACGUCCAAGGAAAAGAAAGCUUGAUGGAACAUGUCUUUGAGAUCCACGUGGAGAGUGCCCGAGGGCUCGCCCCUCUCCAAUCCACUGUCUGGGGGGAGGCCGACUGCUACGUUCAGUACCACUUUCCAGUUCAGGAGUCAGAAUCAGACGUACCGGGCGGCCCAGAGUUCUGUGAGAAAGGCCUGAGGCUACGGCCUUACCGUUCAACGACGACCUUGUGCGUCCCGGACCCCACCUUCAACGAGGAAUGUCGUCACUCGCUGUUGGUGCCUGCUGAGGUCCCUGUCCAGCGGCUGCUGCUGAGUGCUUUCUCUGCCCAGGGCUUGGCAGGAGGAGGGGGAAUCGUCUUUGAAAUCUGGUGCAGGUACUACUACCCUAAUGUCCGAGACCAGAUGGUGGCGAGGGGGACUCUACCCCUGUCCCGCCUCUGCGCCCUGGUGACUCUGCAGCACCGGGAGGAAGUGGGGGUCCAGACGUUUAGCCUUCCCUUGCUCCCACGGACAGAGAGCUCGGGAGAGCCCCAUCCGCGACCUUCAGGUUUCCUAGAUGUGAGCAUCAGGUACGGACGCUGCUUAAAAAUAACAGAAGGCGCCCUGGCAGCUCAGACGGUCUCUCUUUCUGUCCAAAUACACUUUGCAGCUGGCUUGCAAGCAGCCGCCAGAGCUUUGGCAGAAAAGAACCCUUCGCUCCAAUACAGUGCAGAAGUUGGUGUCAAUGCCUAUGUGUCUGUGCACCUCCCCUUCCUCCCGGAGACAGAGCGGCGCAACACACGACCCGUAGCUCGUACCUUCUGCCCUGAGUUCGAGCACCACGUUGAGUUUCCGUGCCGUCUUGCCAUCCAGCGGAGCAGCGGAGAAGCCUGCUGUCUGGCUGAGCUCCUGCAUCUUUCAGAGAUUAUCUUUUCCGUCUUCCACAGGAGCCUGAACUCGGCUUCACAUGCAACAACACCUCAGGCUUCAAGAGAUUAUCUGCUGGGAACUGUGAAGGUUCCAACCAGAGACCUGUUGCUCAGAAGAUCAGGUAUUAGAGGCUGGUACCCAGUCACUUUGCCAGAAGAUCUGAUGCCUUCUCAUUGUGCCAACAUCAUGCAAAGCGUUGCUGGAGGCCUGGAGCUUUCCGUUGGCUUUGUUCACCCUGAGGACCGAGAGCGUGUUCUGGAUGCUGCUAAGCUUUUAGGCUGGAACUGGGACGAUGCAGAGCCUGAGAGACUGGAGGAUGAUAGUGAGGGUGAAUACCAACCCGUUCAAAACCUCACAACAGUGACUGUUUCUAUCCCAAGGCUGUGGCUACCACUGCAGAGCGUGCUCCUUGCAGGAGAGACACAGAUCAAUAGGAGAGUCUAUUGCUACCUUCGCUAUAAGCUGUAUGAUCAAGAAGCCACGUGGACGUCACUUAGGAAGCCCAGAUUAGCCGAAGAUCAGAAGCAGGUGACGGUGACCUAUAAGAAAAGCAAACAAAUGGGUCUUCCGCAGAGCCAGGCGUUACAGUGGUACUUCAGGGAGGAAAGAUUGGAAUUUCAAGUGUGGCGAGCCUUCGGGAAUGAAAGCAACGUGGAAAGACCGCUGGAUACGGACCGCCUGAUUGGAUCAGCCUAUGUGGACCUUUCAGGGCUCAGCAAGAGCUCGGGGAAAAAGAGAACCGUCAGCGGUGUCUUCCCCCUGUUUCGACGAAAUGCUUCCAACUUGUCGGGAGCAGCUGUGCGCGUUCACAUUGCUGUGUCUUCCGCUGGUGUGGAUGGGCUUGAAGGCGAAAGCCGUGGUGAUAGCAGCUUCAGCGAAUGCGAAGAACCAAAGAAAGCGCCCGAGCCGGACGUCAAACUCCACUUGGAACCGAGUCCUUCGGCUUCCGAGAUCCUGGCUAAGAAAUCGGAGGAGUCCCCUCCCUCGGUGGACCACGAGAAGACGUUUGCAGCUAGCAUCCUGGUGGAAAGGGCCAUGCACUUGAGCUUAAAGGGGAGUCCUCUCACUGAACGCGGAGUAACGGUACCCAGCAGUUACGUGUCCUUUGUUGCCGCUGAUGCUGACAAUCUGAUCACCACAGAGGUUGUUGAAAAUACCGAGUCGCCCGUUUGGGGCUUUCAGCGGCAGACCAGGCUGUCGAAAGAACUUCUCUUAGAUCCGCAGCAAACUCUUGUCUUUAAAGUGUGGCAUAAAGCAGAUGUAGAGCGUGUGAUAGGAUUUGCAUCGGUGGAUCUGUCCCCGCUCCUCUCUGGCUUCCAUUUAGUCUGUGGUUGGUAUAACAUCACGGACUUCAGCGGCCAGUGUCAAGGACAGAUCAAAGUGGCCGUCUCUCCUCUUGAAAAUAUUGCUCAUCUCAAAGAAGAAAGGCAGGCAAGAAGCCAGAUGAAAACCCUGGGGUGCUCCGUUCCUGCAACAAACCCUUCUGCUUUCCAGGCGAGGGGCUUCUAUUCUGCGUUUUCUUCCUUCUCCACCAAAGGGACCGAACAGCUUUUUAUCUCCUCAUCAAAGGGCUUUGAUGCUGCCAGUCAUGAGAAGGCGGGAUCCUCCGGGUCCUGGAUGCCACGUCACGAAGAGCAUGUGCAGAACAUCCGCCGAUUCCACGAGUCCCUCCAGCAGGCAGAAGGGAGCGCGCAGCAAGCCCGAGCGCUGGACUCGCGGUCCUAUUCCUCACGCUCCUCUCUUCUCAGAACACUCAGUGAGAGCAGCCGAUCACUGCAGAUACGGCAGCUGAAUGUGGUCAACAAGCAUUGCCUAAACCUGCAGAACAAGAUAAUGAAAGAUGCUGAAGAGUCUCCAGGUGCUUGUGUAGACAGGAGCAGACGUUUAAGUGCUAAUGAGCCCCUUCUGGACCUCAAAGAAAGCCCUUCCAGGACUGAGACCCUCCAAGGCCACCUGAGGAACCAAACCCUCCAUGCUGGUGUCGAUGAAGUACCUGUAUCCCCUCUUGGAAAAUCGUUUCAUGGAAGAGACGUGUUGUAUGAAUUCCUGGACCAAGCCGAGUCUCGGGGGGACCCCUACUUAUCCGCGCACGGUAUCCGGAGAGAAGAAGAGGGCGCUCAGUCGCACAGCGAGGAGGAAUACGACGAGGACAUCAUCGAACCAAGAACCCUGAACGAAAUCACCCCGGUGACAGACAGAACCAGUCCCUGGUCCAGCCCUGUUUCCGAACUAGAGCGAGAAGCCAUUGGAAGGGCUGCUGAAUAUGGGCUUCAAGAGCCCGGGACGAGAAGCAGCUCCAUGGCCAGCAUAACGCAAGAGGAUCCUCAGAGCAUUCCCAGCCCUGCUAGAUCCAGGAGCAUCAGCCCAUUUCUAGAAGCAGUGGAUGAAGAACCUGUGGAGAGGCAUGGCUUUGAAGGCAGCACCGGCGAGUCCGGCCAGCCGGCAUCUCUCUCGCUUCCAAAUCAGGCGGAGGGCGGACCUGCCGAAGAAGACCAAGGGGAGAGCCAGGAAGAACCUCUGGAGACAGAGGGGAAAACAGCCGACAGACAAUCGUUUCCUUUGGGCCAUGGGGCCAAAGAGGUUUUACCAGCUGAGACCCUUGUCCCAGAAUCGAAAAAGGGGGAAGAGCAUUUGCAUGAUCACUACCAAGAUGAGGAAGCACUUGAUUCAAGCAAAGAGGAGAUCCCGCGUUGCCCUGACUCGUUGCAAGCUGCACAACAUACUACAAGUGGCUCUACGGAAAGUUGUGAAGACCCCCCUGAAGAGCGACGAAACGUCGCCAAGCCCAGUGUGGUGCUCUCCGACCCGGUCCUCGUUCCCAAUUUCUUCCUUCCACCGGAACAUCUGGAGGCUUCCAUGAGGUUGCUCGGGGUUUCUUCCUCUCCUGCUCCUGCAUGGGCCGGGGCCAGUCAACCUGGAAGCAGCGAUGGUGGUGCUGCCGCUGCUGCUCCAAUGGCGGGGAUCCCUUUCCGAAGGCAGAACCGCCCCAAGGCCAACUUGAUGCCCGCUGAGCUGCCCGAAGAGGAAACGAAAAGGAUUGCGAGAAUAUUUUCUGCACGGUUCUCUAAAAAAACAUAGCAGGGGAACCGGGCAGUGGCUCAAACCGGGGACCCUGCUAGGAAAGGCUGCCUUCCCGGGAUCUGCCCUAAGCUGGGACUCCCUUGGGGGCCUCUGAGCCAAAGGGCAGCUGGCACCUGCCCGAUUCCCCGUCGUUGGCUCACGAGUUCUCUGCCUGGUGUUAAAAAGGAAGACUUGUUUGGAUGUUGUUUACAGAAGAAAUGGCGGACCCUCUUUGCUCAAUCCACAGGUCAUGCCCACCCAUCUCGUCCUCCAAGGGUUUACAAAACUAAUCAAAUCAGCCAAGUCAUGACGUUAUAGGUAGGAACAGCAAACAUGUGCACCUUGAGUCGAGGGCUGGGCUCAGGGUAACGUUAUGCCCUGGACUAAGAGCCUGUCCCGCUUUGUUUAGCUUGUUCUUCCUUUCAACUCAGGUUCCUAAAUCACUUCGUCAGCGUGAGAACCGCAACCGUCCCAUUUUUUUCCACAUUGCCAAGGGCUACUGAAAGCCCUGCAUGUCCCAAGAGCUCUCUCUGAGCAGGGAGAAUGCAGGCUUCCACAGAUCUAAGCUGCUUCCGGGCGGGGGGCUGUAGUCUGGCCCAGGGCUUGACGGGUUUUGCCCCCUAGCAGCAUCCGAAGGGGCAGCAAUAGGGCAGCUUCCCUGCCCUUUAAGUAAGGGGGACGCCAGGCCUCCAGCCUCUUCCCUCUCCAGAAAGCCAGCCCCUCCAGUUCCCUCUUGCUUUACGGGACUGGGCAGAAAAACAACAAGAAUUAAAUCUCCCACGCUUGCACCCCUCCCACUUUCAGUUUAGGGAUCAUCCACUGUUUUGGGGGCCACCGCUCCCCCCCAAUCCCUGAACAUGGGUUCUGCUGGCAAUUGUGGGCUGAAACAUCUGGCAGGCCAUUGUUGCCAACCCCUGGUCUAAUCUGUAUACAUAGUUUGAGUUUUUGUUAAUACCAGUUUUGACUUCUUUUUUUGUCGGUAUUUAUAUAUCCCAACCAACCAUGGAAAAAUACCAGUUCAUAUAGAAGCACUUUUCUUGGCAGAAAGAUGUGGAAGAUAAAAAUCUAGCAGGAGAGGUGAAUGCUGUCGUUUUGUUUUUCUGUUUACAGUCCUUUCUUACGCAACCCUGAAGGGAAACCUUGACAAGGGAGUGGGUGGAAUGGCAGAUCGGUUCUGGAUUUCGCCUUUCCCCAGAACUGUACCCUCUCUCUUAGGCACUAAUCUGAUGUGUAUCUGGAUACCCUUGCCAACGUGUGAAAUGGCAAUGUAAGGACGCUGGUUCCAGUCUAAAGCUGCUCAGGGACGCUGAUAAACACGCACUGUUUUUAUGGGAAGUGGGGCCACUCUCUUCGGUGAGAGCUGUGGUUGUGAGUAUCCUCCUCCCCACCCCCCAAUCCGACAGAAGGGGCUUCCUCAGAUGCAGUGACUUAGACACAUGGCACGCCACAGUGCAUUCACAGUAAACCAGGAAUCUGCUGAUACAAUGAUUCCGUGUGGGUGGGUUUUUUUUAAAAGAGUGUGUGUUCUUGUAAAUAUAAAUUAUUUUUGUAUUUGCAUGUAUAAUAAUCAUUUUAAGUCAAUUUUUUAAAAUCUCAUCCAACUUUGAAGAGCUGCAAUUCCAAAUGGAAGCCCUGUUGAUUUACUUGUAAAGAUGUCUUGUUUUUUUACAGAUUUGAUUCUCUUUUUUUAACAAUAAAAUGGCCUUUAUCUUU